AUGGAAACAACCAAUAAUGGAAAUGCCGUAUUUUCUUUCGAUUUUGAGAUCCAAAACCAGUCACAACAGUGGCAAGCUCUCGAUGAACAAACAUCUGAGUCUGUAGAAGAAGUUCAACAUUCAUCCGGCAAAUAUUUCUCCUGCUACCCAACAGUUGGAGACGAAUUUUUCAACCCCACAGAUCCCGCAGCUAUUAAACAUGAAUGGUUGCAAAACAGACACAAUGCGAAGGGCUCUGUACGGAAUAGUGGAAAGCAAUUCCUAUUGCAUUCUUUGGAACACAAUAAUAAUCGAAAUUUACACUAA
This is a messenger RNA of Rodentolepis nana, 306 nucleotides long. NCBI's taxonomy places the organism in Eukaryota, Metazoa, Platyhelminthes, Cestoda, Cyclophyllidea, Hymenolepididae. The record is from the annotation of a GenBank genome assembly.